AUGAACAAGUGGCUGCUGGUUGCGUCGCUCGUCGCUUCGGCGUCGGCGACAUGCUACUACCCCGAUGGCAGCAACGCGGCCAAGGACUACAAGUAUGAGCCUUGCGGUAAUUCGACAACGACAUAUUCGACUUGUUGCUACUUUGGCGAAGGCGACAAGUGCUUGGCGAAUGGACUGUGCAACCAGCCAGAUCGAUUCGACUACCGUGCGGCUUGCCAGAACAAGGACUGGUCGAAUUGUCCCGAGGUUUGCAUGGACACCGAUUCUGGUACCUGGUUCGCUCUCCAAGAAUGCAGCAAGAAUAAAUACUGCUGCCCCCCGGCCGACGGAAGCGAUUGUUGCAAGAGCGGCGCUGUUAUCUACACCCUCGCAGCCCCGAGCCCAGACGGCGACAGCGACUCCAGUAGCGAUACCAACAGCGGGAGCGAGAGUGGAACUGCCGCUGCUGGAGCUGCCGACGCGACUCGAACAGGAAGCUCUACAGCAGAGACAAGCUCGAGCUCGAGUGACGACAAGGGAGGAGCUCCUAUUGGUGCCAUCGUUGGAGGUGUUGUUGGAGGUAUCGCCGUGAUUGCAAUCUUGGCUGUUGGAGGCUUCUGCUUCUUCAGACGCCGAGGAAAGAAGCCCACCACUUCGCCAGAGGGAACCGUCGUCGUGGAAGGUGGUGCAGGCUCGAGCGGAUCCAACAGCAGCGACAUCAGCAAGGAAAAGGCAGCUGCGUAUAAGCAGCCUCAAUCUGGCGUGGCCGAAGUCGAAGGCACCGCUGGCAAUGUCUACACGGAGGCCGACUCUACUGCUAUCAGCAAGGCCCGUUUCAAUGUCCGACAAGAAGCCGGUGAGGAGGCUCGCAUUGCGGCCGAGGGAAUGAAGACUGAGACGUAUCAGUCCACAGCGCCUCAGAAGCAGCAGCAGCAUUUCACAGAGAUCGAGGGAUCCCGGGGCAACGUCUACUCCGAGGCCGAUUCGCAGGCCAUCAGCAAGGCCCGGUUCGACGCCUGGCGACAAGCUGAAGAGGCCUCACAGUUCUCACAUCAGCAAGAAAAGCCAACUAUCAAGCCUGUCAUGAAGAGCCCAACUGCCUCACCCAACUUGGCCGAGAUUGCGGGAAGCCCAGGCAAUGUCUACACCGAAGCUGAUUCGCAACCCGUCACCCAUACCCACUCUACAAUCGUGUCGCACCCUUCUGCUGGACUGUCUUCUACAACUUCGUCCCCCAGUAUUGACCAGUCAAGCAUCAAUCAUUCGGCGUUUCACACCGCUUACGGGAGUCCAGUCAACAGCCACGGACAUAUGACUAGCUUUCCCCACGAUGCCACUUUACAUCAGCUUGAUCAACAUACCCACGCCUCGGAGGCGAAGCCGACAGCCAGCCAGCCCAACAUCAACUUGCCAGGCAUUCAAAACUUCACGGAGACCGAAAACGCUGGCACCACCUUUACCGAGAGUGUCUCGCAAGCCAUCAAUCACCCCCACGAUACCACUGCGCACCAUACUUCGAGCACCGAACUGUCUUCUUCUGAGACCAAGCCAGCCCUUGACUUGCCGAACAUCCAAGCCUCUGGAGGAAGCCUAUGGGAUGUCUAUUCCAGCAGUGCACACGCUGCAGCCUCUCAGCCAGCGACCAAGAUCAACCACCCGAGCUUUGCUGAGGCCGAGGGCAGCGCAGGAACCGUGUUCACUGAAGCCGACUCACAGCCUAUUAGCAAGCCUCAUCCUACUUCCUUCCAGCUGCUUGGUGACAACACUUUGACUUCAACAAGUCAUCACGCCGGACACCAGGCCAGCUUUACAGAGACCAUUGAAUCCCCGGGUAUCGUGUCUACGGAAUCUCAUUCUCAUACUGUUAGCAUCCCCCAACCAACAACUGUGAUUACGACGACCACAACUCACGCUUCAUCUUCAUCUGAGAAGCCAUCUUCUAGACCCGGACAACAAAAUUUUGCAGAAGUUCAUGGCAGCCCAGGCAAUGUUUAUACCGAAGUUGAUUCUCAGCCAAUUGGAAAGCCUCGCCCCGGAAACCAAGCUGAGGAGCAUGUGUCAGGAGUAUCUGAAGAAGUGAACGGGUCGUCGACGCAUCAGACACACCAGCACUAUACCUCUGCCAUCAAUGAGACAGCUACUAGCUUUUACACUGAAGUCGUCUCUCAUUCCACGAACCAAGAGAAGCCCACAACACAAAAGCCCAUGGAGUCGAGUGUGGUGGAAGUCGAGGGAAGUGCCGGCAACAGAUACACUGAGGCCGACUCACAACCGAUCAACUUCACCCGUAUCGAGAACCAGCACUCUCACCAGCAGACACAAGCUACCUCCGGAGGCAGUUCUCUUACGAUGCAACAGCAACUGGACUUGGCUGAGAUUGAGGGAAGUGCCGGCAAGCUUUUCCUAGAAGCCGACUCGACGGCUAUCAGCCCAGCUCCAGAAGACACAACACCUGCUGGAAAGGAGUCGACAAUGAAUAUUACUCAACUGAGUCUUCCCGAGAUUGAGGGCAGCCAAGGAACUAUCUUCGUGGAAGCCGAUUCUCAGAUUCUUGAGUGGACCAGGGAGGAGCCCAAGACGGUCACACAGCAAACUUCAACCUUGACCGAAGUUGAAGGGACGCCUGGAAACGUGUACUCUGAGGCUGAUUCAAAGGCCAUCGGUCAAAGCCAGACCAAGGACAGCACUGUAGAGCUUGACGCACCACUACGGAAGUUUGUCGAGAUUGAGGGAAGCGUGGGAAACGUUUACAGUGAAGCUGAUUCAAAGACUGUCAACGUGGACCGGCGCCAGGAGACUAAGACAACGACUGAGACGAAGGGAACACACGAGCUGUCGUAA
Messenger RNA from Fusarium vanettenii 77-13-4, 2820 nucleotides. RefSeq lists its product as uncharacterized. The transcript has 2 exons. Bases 1 to 2820 code for a protein of 939 amino acids. The record is from RefSeq and is a predicted model, not a curated record. Lineage: Eukaryota; Fungi; Ascomycota; Sordariomycetes; Hypocreales; Nectriaceae.